Messenger RNA from Xiphophorus maculatus (southern platyfish), 935 nucleotides. It is a transcript of the gene pierce2, whose product is annotated as chromosome 2 C15orf65 homolog. The record is from RefSeq and is a predicted model, not a curated record. Gene Ontology annotation, biological process: axoneme assembly. Gene Ontology annotation, cellular component: axonemal microtubule. The transcript is spliced from 2 exons. NCBI's taxonomy places the organism in Eukaryota, Metazoa, Chordata, Actinopteri, Cyprinodontiformes, Poeciliidae. The coding region runs from base 88 to 396 and encodes 102 amino acids.
AGACGCCUCGCUUUCUCAAGCGGCUGAAAGACGCAAACGAAGUCCAGACGACGCGGCUGUCCAGCAGGACUCAAAGGCUCAGCAGUGAUGUCACUUCCUCAGGAAGCAGAACAUGUAAAGUCAUGCAGCAACCCUGGAAACCCGGUGUUCUCCUGCAUCAUCAGCUCGAAGGUGAAGGAAGGGUCCCUGGGGAAGAUCCAUCCCCAGAGCGUCCUGUACAGAACCACGUCAGGCGACUACGGCCGGCUUCCUCCCAGCUUUGAGAGCACCCCCUGCAGCUACCACCCCAAGACCCAGGGCUUCACCCGCCGGAUGCGGCUGGGAGGAAUGUUUCACGGCUGCUCCAUGAACACGGCACUCGAUAAAACCCGGACCUGUCUGCCAAACACCAUCUGAGCAUGCUCAGAUGACCAGCCUUCAGGCCACAGCGGCAGCUCCUCUUCCUCACUGACAAUAACUUCAGAUAGUAGCGACUGCUUUGUUGGUGUGACAACAUUUGAUAUGUAAUUCCUGAGUUAGAUAUGUAUUAUAUCAUUAAAGUGAAACCAGCUUGGCUCUGACUCAUUGGAGGAUUUCAUUCUGCAGAUUAACAGAAAAGUCCAUGGAAAACAGAAUUCCAGGUGGGAAAAUUUAAAUCCAACGUGGCUGCAUGUUUAUGAAACACCCUGAAAAAUAAACAACAAAAACAUAUGUCCAAUAAGACUUGGAAGAAAUGUGACUUUCAUCAUAUUUGUAUCUGACGCCUUGAAGGAUCCAGAAUGAUCCUGAGGAAGAAGCUGCAUCAGCAGCCAUGUUGCUCAUAAAUCCUGCAGGAUUUCUGGCACUUUGUGUUGCAAAUGUCUGAUUUUAAAAUCUGACAAAAGGUCUCACUUUUAACAUCUAUUUACUUGUACUGUUAAUCAGAGAAUCUUUUCUUUUCUUGCAAAUUUUACAAC